Dinoponera quadriceps is the source of this 1646-nucleotide messenger RNA. It is a transcript of the gene Rab39, whose product is annotated as ras-related protein Rab-39B. Gene Ontology annotation, cellular component: Golgi membrane. The record is from RefSeq and is a predicted model, not a curated record. The transcript has 3 exons. Gene Ontology annotation, molecular function: GTPase activity; GTP binding. NCBI's taxonomy places the organism in Eukaryota, Metazoa, Arthropoda, Insecta, Hymenoptera, Formicidae. Gene Ontology annotation, biological process: Rab protein signal transduction. The coding region runs from base 259 to 915 and encodes 218 amino acids.
CGCAGUAAGUGCGCGGCCGAGUACAGUCUCGUCGGGCAAAGGGUAGCCUGUGCGGUGGCCGCGCGCUCUGAGGCUCCGAUGAUUAAUGUCACGGUCAACUGUGCUUUCCUGUGUCCGCCUCUCGACGAGUAGUGCUGCGUGCCAGUGCGGGAGAUGCACGUGGAUUGUUGAGGGAUACGUCGCACGCGUCCGAUCAACAACAACAACCGACGACGACGACGACGGCGGCGACCAACGUACACGACGCGAUUUAUUAAGAUGGUAGAGCCUAUCUUUGACUAUCAGUUUCGGCUGAUACUGAUCGGCGAUAGUACGGUCGGGAAGAGCUCUCUCCUCAAGUAUUUCACCGACGGCAAAUUCGCAGAGCUUUCAGAUCCAACGGUUGGCGUGGACUUCUUUGCAAGAUUAAUCGAAGUUAAGGAUGGAACGAGGAUAAAGUUACAAUUAUGGGAUACAGCUGGUCAAGAGAGAUUUAGGUCAAUUACAAAAUCUUACUACAGAAACUCGGUCGGAGCGCUCCUCGUUUACGACGUUUGUAACAGAGCGAGUUUCGAACAUAUUCCCCAAUGGAUGAUGGAAGCCCGCAGACACAUCGAACCGCAUCGUCCUGUAUUCGCCUUGGUAGGCUGUAAGUUGGACUUAGUAACUAAUGGCGGCAGACGAGAGGUGUCGAAGGAAGAAGCCAGGGCGUUCGCUGACGAGCAUGGUGUACAUCAUAUCGAGACCAGCGCGAAGACCGGUGUAAACGUUGAGGAAGCAUUUCGAACGGUUACACAGGAAGUUUACAACAGGAUACAAACAGGCGAAUACAAAGUAGAGGACGGAUGGGACGGCAUCAAAACCGGCUUCGCCAGGCCCGGUGGUUUAGAUUUUAAUCUAGUCGAGGCAGAACCGGCAAAGACUUCGUGUUGUUAAGUUAUUGUUUUUAAUCUACUAAAUAAAACAAACCAGAUUUAAGAAUGCAGAUAGAAUAGUUAUUUUAGGGGGAAGUAAUUGUAUAUGUUUUAAUGAGUCGACAGUAGAGAAAAAGAGAUGUGAAUCACGUUUAUUUACGUAUUACGUUUAUAUGUUAUUCCGGCCGUAAUGUUAUUUAUCACUCUGAUAUAAAUCUAUUUAAUAUCUGUGUAGCUAUUUCAUCGAUAUUCAACAGCUACAUAUAUUGUAGAUACGUUUUUUAUCCGAAUGAUAAAUAAUUUUCUACUGCAUUCUUGUUUUAGGGAAAAAGGCUUACAAUUACUAUUAAAAAUUACGUAUACGUCUAUAAACUAGACAUUUUUGUAUAUAACUUACAUACAAUAUCAGAUGACUAACAAAGUUUACAUAGUUUUUCAGAGUAUAGUCGAAUAUUGAAUGUAAUUAAAAGUAAAAGGAUUAACAAUGAUGUAUUUUCUUGAUAAAUAAGCAUCCUCGAAAACAAAUGACUGAGUUAUGGGUUGAAAAAUAUUAUAUUUGUGGAAUUUUUAAUUUCCAUUUUUAUAUUAAUAUUAAUAUUUCCGACAUAAAUAACUAAACGAUCAUUAGUUUAAGAUUAAAAAAGCGGAUGCGCAUUUUUUUAGAAUUCGAAGACAAAAUAAUCAUCUUCGAUAUACGCUGGUUACUUAAAACUUACCAAAUUGUACGUGCGAUUAUCGAAUUGCCGAUAGAAA